UCAUCAAGAGCUAACCGGAACCGAGGAAGAAGAAGUGCUCUGUGCUCACGCGUUGGCGCGGGAGUCGCGUGUUCGCACGUUGCUUCACGCGUUCGCAUGCUCGACGAUCAUCGGCUUCGAAUCACGCCGGAUCAGACCUGUCCGCUAUCUCGCCGUUGGCGGUACGAUUCCAGCCCCGAGCCUUCAAGCCGAAUCGCCUGGUGUGCUGGUCGCAGCACACAGGUCGGCCGUCGCAUCUUGCGAGCGUCCGUGGAACGACCGGACCCAAACACAGAGGCGGCGCCGGGACUGGGUACAGUUGGCCAUGAAUCCCCCCAAGUCUACGCAGCCUGGAACAAGACUCCUUGCGCCCAGGAUGGUUGUGGGCGGCGCAGUGCGACAACCACGUAACAUCCAGCCUCUCCUAGCCAGACCAGCACCGAUGCGUGCCGGCAUCGUUCAGCCAAGCGCCGUUGCUUUACAGACGGGUGUCAUGCCCGGCGCAGUCGUGUUCAAGACUGAGGACGGUCAGCUUCAAGUCGUUAACGUGCAUCCCAGCAGCGUUCAACCAGUAUCACCCGGCCUAAUUGGAAGCCGAGCACAAUUUCGGGUGCCUGCCCCACCAGGCCCCGCACCGGUACAGCAGCCGCAGCGGCUGGUGCAGCAGAUACCGGCCAGGUACACGGCUGCAGCCGUGAACAUCAGGAAUAGGCCUCCCGGCGGGGCACUCACAUCACCAGGCAUCGUCUGCGUCUCGCAGGAGCCAGUCAUGACACCGCCUCAGCCCUUGGGCGUCAAAAUAGUGCCCGCCCCCACCGUUUCCGCCGUCACCCAACAGCUGGCCAUACAGACGGGCCCCAUGGCGGUCGGCGGUCAUGACCUUGCCGGCGGCGCACCCCAAAUGUCCCCGGACACGGCCAAGAAAAAAUGUAGAAACUUUUUCUCGACGCUCAUUCGCCUCGCCAGCGACCAGCCUGAGAACACGGCCGCGAACGUCAAGCGCCUGAUACAGGGACUCAUAGACGACACUAUGCAACCCGAAGAGUUCACUACCAAGUUAGAGAGAGAGCUCAGCUCUAACCCACAACCGUGUCUGAUUCCCUUUUUACGCAAGAGUCUUCCUUUACUGAGGCACGCAAUGCUCACCAAUGAACUCUCCAUCGAAGGCAUUCGUCCUCCACCGCGCAGCGCCCUCUGCAUGCCGCCGCCUUCCCCUCCUAUCGCGCGUAGUCUGCAGAAGACCGCCGCAGCCAGGACGGUGUUGCCGCGUACCGCAGCCGCGCAGCUUCAAAUGAUCCCUCAGAGGGCUCUAGCCGCCGCUCAGAUGGCCGGUCCCGUCGACCUGCAGGGCCUGCUCGCCCAGCAACAAAGGCUCACGGCAUCCGUCUGUCCAGCGCCCGGCGGCGGCGUCACACCAGGAGGCGGCAAGAGUCUGCUACUGGCCAGGCCUCCCAACUUCGCCGCCGCUCUUCCGCCUACCGCUGGCGGCGUCUUACCUUUCAAGGUGCCGGCUCCCAUGUCGACAGCAUCGCAGCCGAAGGGUUCUCUCUGCGCAUCGACCGGAAGCAUUAGCGGCGGCGGAGGGGCAAACACAGCCAAAGAAAAGCGAUCCGCAGGACCAGCGCUGAUUGACGAGGACAUCAAUGACGUCGCCACCAUGGGAGGAGUCAACGUGGCCGAGGAGUGCCGGACAAUUCUCUCCACUGGCACUGGUGACGACGGCGCUGAGGUGCAAGCUCGCUCUUGCAAGGACGAAAACUUCCUCUUCACCGCCGCGCUGCACAAAAGGAUCAGUGCACUGGCCGCACUCCACGGCAUCGACGAGGUGUCGGAUGACGUCGUUGCCCUUGUGUCCCACGCGACCCAAGAGCGCCUGAAGACGUUCAUCGAGAAGCUUAGCGUGAUCGCCGAGCACCGGCAGGAGAACGCGCGUGCCGAUCCGCACUACGAGGUCACGCAGGACGUCCGCCAGCAGCUGCGCUUUCUGGAUGAACUGGAGCGGGCUGAGAAGCGGCGGCAUGAGGAAGAGGAGCGCGAAAUGCUGCUCAGGGCGGCGCGGAGCCGAAUGAGGGCCGAAGACCCCGAACACCUGAAGCUGAGGCAGCGAGCUCGAGACUUGCAGAGGGCCGAGAUGGAAGAGGCGAGGCAGCGCGAGGCGAACAUGACAGCGCUUCUGGCCAUCGGAAACCGCAAGCGCCCCAUGCCUGUCGCGGCACCGGGAGCAGUGCCGGGGCAGCAGCCAACCUCUUACUAUGCUCAAGUGCGCAGGCCCCGGCUGAAGAAGGUCAGCCCGCGAGACGUGCUGUUCCUUAUGGAGCAAGAACGAAACAAGUUCCACCGCGAGUUCAUCUACAAAGCGUACAUGAAGUACUGAACAAACACUUUCUUUUCAUCCUUUGUCAUCCAAUGAUUUCUGCAUGCAGGUGGCAUACACUCUUCUGCUUUAUUGUUGUUACCACACUUGUUGUCCAUAAAAGGGUUCAUGUACCAGUGUAAAACGUGUUCUUUUCAGGGUAAAAAACGCAACAGCGCGGGCAGAUUGCGAUUUAACAGCAAGUUCGCGUGUGAAGGCCGCUGAGGGGGUAAUUGAAUAAAAUCACAUUUUCUUCCGAGGCAAAAAUCACUUCAUGAUGACUGUCUGCUUAUACACUUAGUCUAUGAACAUUCAUUCCUAGCAGACACGAGGCAUCUAUUUCAAUAACUUU
Molecule: messenger RNA, 2684 nt
Organism: Dermacentor andersoni
Lineage: Eukaryota; Metazoa; Arthropoda; Arachnida; Ixodida; Ixodidae
Product: transcription initiation factor TFIID subunit 4-like
Biological process (GO): DNA-templated transcription; transcription initiation at RNA polymerase II promoter
Cellular component (GO): transcription factor TFIID complex
Molecular function (GO): RNA polymerase II general transcription initiation factor activity; DNA binding; protein heterodimerization activity
Source: RefSeq, a predicted model, not a curated record